CUGGUCUAUUCGGGGGAUGGUCUUGUGCCAAUCAGCGAACUGGUCGGGAAGACGCCCGCGCUGUCCUUGGAUAGCAGGGCGGGCGCGGAAGGUUCAUUCGCCAUCAAGGUGUGGCAGAGCGGCGUAAAGCCUGUGUAUCGUCUGGUUACGCGGGAAGGCUACACGCUGAAGCUGACUGCCGACCAUGAGAUAUUCACCACGCGCGGCAAGGUUGCUACUUCUGAACUGAAGCGCGGAGACCGCAUACGCCUGCUGGAUCACAAGGGCUAUUUCGGCAGUCUAGGCGAUAGAAAUCUGGGCUUGACGCUUGGAUGGCUCACGGGCGACGGGCAUAUCGAUGUCAAGCGCGCCGUGCUGAGUUUCUACGGAGAGGACCACAAGGUCGGCCCGAUACUCGCAGAGGCUACACAGUCGGUGGUAGCGGGCACGGGGCAGCGUCCGACCAGAGUUUAUCCCACAGGCAUGCACAUUACGAAAGAAGGACGCGGCAUCGUGCAGUCAACGCGCUUGCGGGAUGUGGUCAGAGACUUCGGCCUCACCGAAAACGACUGGCAUUAUGUGCCCGAUGUGGUUUAUCAAGGGACGGAGGAUAUGCAGCGCGGCUACCUGCAAGCCCUAUUUGGCGCUGACGGCACAGUGGCGGGCAAAGACUCGAAGAAAGGCGUAAGCGUUCGCCUGAACUCCUCGUAUCCCGCGCUGCUUGAAGGUGUGCAGCGGCUUUUGCUUAACUUCGGCAUCGCCUCCCGCAUACAUCUGAGGCGCGGAGAACGAAUGACGUUGAUGCCUGAUGGCAAGGGAGGGUCUAAGGAAUACAAGACUCUGCCGAACUACGAAGUCAUCAUCGGCAAGGAUAAUGUUCUGCGCUUCCGAGAUGAGAUUGGUUUCCUGAGUGAAGCCAAGAACGCCACACUUGCGGGACAGGACAGCGUCUUACAGCAAGCGGGGCUUCUACAAGGAUCGCUUCCUUGCGACCUUCGACCGUCUUGA
Molecule: messenger RNA, 987 nt
Organism: Geodia barretti
Lineage: Eukaryota; Metazoa; Porifera; Demospongiae; Tetractinellida; Geodiidae
Source: the annotation of a GenBank genome assembly